Adineta ricciae is the source of this 501-nucleotide messenger RNA. The record is from the annotation of a GenBank genome assembly. NCBI's taxonomy places the organism in Eukaryota, Metazoa, Rotifera, Eurotatoria, Adinetida, Adinetidae.
AUGUUAUGUGAUACAAAUGGUUAUAUUCUUGAUUUUAUAAUUUACACUGGUGCUGAUACUAAUUAUAAGGAAACGUUUUCUGAUUUAUUCUUAUCAAGUCGAGUCGUCUUCACAUUAGUUGAAGAUUACCUAGAUUUAGGAUAUUGUAUUAUUAUGGACAGCUAUUAUUCCUCACCAAAACUCUUUCUUCAAAUGAUCAAACGAAAGACAGAUGCGGUUGGAACAAUCCGUUCCAAUCGUAUAGGUCUUCCAAUUGCUUUCAAACGUAUCGAGCUUCAUAAGAAUGAGCAAAUUUUUCGGUAUUAUAAAAAACUAAUGCCAGUGAAAUGGUUAGAUGAGAAAUAUGUUACAAUGUUGUCUACUUACCACAAUGAUGAUGUCACGAUUAUUCAUAAAAGAAAUAAACAAAUUGAAGUACCUGUACGCGUUCACGACUACAAUGUCACUAUGGAUGGGAUUGAUCUGGCCGACCAACAAUUAGCACCUCACUGUGUUCAUUGA